ACGUUGUUCUAUUUCCGGGAAGGACAUCUUUGGGUGGGUCACGGUCUUUUGCAGCACUGUACAUGAUUCAUACUCGAGAAGUAACAUUGCCAUAUAAGUAAGAUCAACCCUUCAAGAUGUCGAGCAGAAAAACUAAAGGAAAGACGACCAAGAAGAGGGCACAGCGUGCUACCUCCAAUGUGUUUGCUAUGUUCGACCAAGCACAGAUUCAAGAGUUCAAGGAGGCUUUUAACAUGAUUGACCAGAACAGAGAUGGAUUCAUCGACAAAGAAGAUUUGCAUGAUAUGUUAGCUUCCUUAGGUAAAAACCCUACUGAUGAUUCUCUUGACGAGAUGAUGAACUUUGCACCAGGACCAAUCAACUUUACCAUGUUUCUGACCAUGUUUGGUGAAAAAUUAAAUGGCACUGAUCCAGAGGAUGUGAUAAAGAAUGCAUUUGCAUGUUUUGAUGAAGAUGCCACUGGAUACAUCAAUGAGGACAGACUUAGAGAACUUUUAACAACAAUGGGAGACCGCUUUACUGAUGAUGAGGUUGAUGAGAUGCUGAGAGAAGCACCAAUAAAGAAGGGGAUGUUCAACUAUGUGGAAUUCACAAGGAUAUUGAAACACGGAAAGAAGGACGAAUGAAAAUCUCAACCUCUUCACUUUGGACAUUUCUUCAUUCUCGCUCUGCAUGUGAACAUGUAGGCGUUGCCGAGACAUUCCAUAUAUGAACAGUUAGCCUUUAUAUAUCGCAUUGUAAUCUCAUGUUUGCUGUCUUUCAACAAUGUUAAGAUGUAAAACGGAACAAAGCUAUGCAUGGCAUUUAUAUAUUUAUGAAGUCAAGGGGACUAGUCUCAUUUUCUCUGUUGGUCUGUUACAUUCAGACACCAAUUAUAUAAAGUUUCAUCAGUUCAUUGACAUUAAAUAGGUGAAAUUUAUAGUCGUACUUAUAUCAGAAAUUGUUGACAAAAAAUAAAUGAGAAGUUAAAAGUCUUUGUUCUGAUACUGAUAUAAAUCUGGGUUAAAAAAUACUUUCAGUUUUAACAGUUAUAAAAGUAUAUCUUUUGAAUUUUACCUGUGCAUGUCAUUUAUCUGAUGAAAGUUUAUCCAAUUGGAUACUUGGUUAGACGGCAUUAUGUGUGUUACCCAUGCUGUUCCUAGACUGAGAAGUCGGUGAAUAAUUUCUCUUCCUUAAGUUUCAAUAAGUUCUACAUUUACAUGUAUGUUAAACUUUAUUUGUUCUUUUUUUUUGUAAUCAGAAACUCUUUUUAAUACAAAGUUUUGAUAUUUUCAAGGUUUCUUGAAAUGUCAUAUCAUCAGCUUCACAUUUUUUUGUAUUACAUUUUCGGGUGGAAGAUGAAAUUUAUGUUUAACAUGUAGAACUAUGUCUAAUGAUAUUUGGUGUGAGGAACAUAGAGUGUGUUAUGUUCAGAAAAAAUACAGUAUUUCACAUUAUAUUUGUAGCAUAUAAUUAAGUUAAUUGUAGAGUGAAAUAGUAGCUAGUAGAGGAUAUACCCAUUAUAACUCCGGUACAAUUUUAUAGAAAUAGUCAUUGUACAAACUAUUAUUACAGUGCAGAGUCUUAUCAAUCUGGACACCAAACAACUAGAAAGAUGGUUUUAUGGACCUAAAUUACAGUUAAUGACAUUUUCUGUGUCAAUAUUCAGGACAUUCCUUAUUCAUUUUUUUUUCUUCGGAAAUUGAAGGUAAUGUACUACCGUGGACAUUAGUACCAUUCAGUAGUAAUCUUUAAGAAAUUUGGCUAUCAUUAUUCAAUUUGUUAAAAGUUAUCCAAUGUUAAUUGCCUUAUUCACUUUUCAAAUCUGUCAGAAAUGAAUGAACUAAAUCACAUAUUUCCAUUUAUAAAAGAUACAUGGUAUUUUACAAGUUUGUGUAUAAGACUUUCAGAGGGAAGAUUCAUACCCUUAGUGUCCAGACUACUGCGAUUAGAAAGUAUUCUAAAGUUUGAAUGUAGGAAAAACUGUUAACUUUUACAGAUGUUAGAGAGGAGCGUACUAGUAGGACUUAGGAAGGAAACUAGUUACUUACAAUGGUAUAAGUUUGAUGUAGAGACAUUCAACAAUGCUUAUCUUGUCAUUCAUUUCAUUUCUAUUCAUCUGAGUUAUAUUAUUUAAAUGAAGUGAAAACAAACUAACUGUAUCAGCAUGUUACAAUUUUGUAUUCCAUUUUGAAUUGCUGCCAGGAUAUGAAGUGUGCGCCAGCUCUAUUGGAGCACAUCAGUGCUAUUUAUCUGGGGUGUUUGAUAUAACAUGUUGUUAUUUUGUUAAUUAAAUUUUGACAAAGUGCUUUCCUUUAAAUUCCGUUUACAAUUUAAAGUGGUUUGAUAAGUGAUACUUUAAACAGAAACAUUCCAAUGUACCAUGGUUGGGUAGACAUGUUCAUCAUACUAUGAUUUAGUCAUCCUGACACCUCCGUUUGGUUGACAUGAACAGCGUACAGGGGCCGGCAUACAGCUAUGACUUGGUCAUCCUGACACCUUAGUUGGGUCAUCCUGACAUCUGAAUACAAAGAUACACCAGAAUGUACAGCAUUGUUAUGUACCUGACAGAUAUGUUUUGAUAUGUCGGAAAUUUUCUCACAAGGUCUUUCAAUUUUUAACAAAUUGCUUUUAUCACUACGUAACAACCUAUUUAUCAUUUGGACCUAAUCUUCACAUGAUAUCCUUGUAACAUCACAAAUCUCUACCACCAUCACUCCUGGUCCAUUUAACAUGUCCUUAAACGUUACUUCUUUGUGUUUGUAAUAAAAACACAUAUUUUGAUUAAGAUAAGAUUAAACAGACACAUAUUGGAAUUUUGUUAUUCCUAGCAGCCUUGUGUAAUCAUGGGGGCUGCAAGUUUAACAAAUUGCCAGAUAAUUUAAACCCCAGUCAACAACUGUUUAUACAGUCCAUUAUUUUUAACGAGACUGCUUAUAUUUUCUAUUCAUUUCCAUCUUGUACCAUCAAAAAUAUUUUAUAAAUACAAUGAAAUCCAUUCUUUUAGCUGGUUUUUCAUUUCAAGAUAUAUGCUAUACAAAAUGUCCUAGGAACCUGUCAAUCCCGUGUAUAGGUUGUAACACUUUUAAACUUCAAUUCAUGUUAAGGCUAAAUUUGCUUAAACUAAUUGCUUGAUUUUGUAAUUCCCUGUACAGAAUGAAAAGAUGGAACUAACCAAAUAAAAAUCUUUUUCGAGUGAAAAGUGAUAAAAAUUCUGAGUUAUUUCAGCUUUUUAAUAUCACAUAAACAGUUAUAUUUGCACUGUUUUAUAACAUUCCACAUAUGUUAAAUGAUGGUUGCUUUGACUAACCUUAACCUAAUUCCAUGUUAAGUGAAUAUCUGUCCAAAACAUGGUGAAUUCUGAUCUAGCUAUAUAUACCCUAUAUAUAUACAAUAUUUAGUUUUAUUAUUGGUGAAUAUUGAGCCAAUGAUUCCAAGAUUAAACGUCUGGGGACCAAGUCAUGAUGCAAUAGCCUGUAUUUAAUUAUACAUUACUUUUUCCAUUUCUGUAACAUUUUGUAAACUUUGAUAAAAGAUGUCAUUGUUAUAUUUUCACUGGUUUGAUAUUUUACAUGGAGUCACUGUAUGAUGUUCUGGUGCGAUUUGUCCUAGCAUUGAUGUGAUAGACAAUACGGAAUUGACAAUGUAAGCAGGAUUCAUUCCAGGAAAAGGACACUUUUUUUUUUGCUAUUGUUAAUAAUAUUCAUGCCAUGGGUUAAAACUUGUACUGAAUAAAGUUUUCCUGUAUACUACUUACAACGGGGACCAAAGUGUAAAUUCCAAAACUCCAUAAUGCAUGGCUGUUAUGUAUAGACAAUAAAAUUUUAUAUAGAUA
This is a messenger RNA of Mizuhopecten yessoensis (Yesso scallop), 3814 nucleotides long. Its product is annotated as myosin regulatory light chain 2, smooth muscle minor isoform. Gene Ontology annotation, cellular component: cytoplasm; myosin II complex. The transcript is spliced from 5 exons. The coding region runs from base 117 to 626 and encodes 169 amino acids. Gene Ontology annotation, molecular function: myosin heavy chain binding; calcium ion binding. Lineage: Eukaryota; Metazoa; Mollusca; Bivalvia; Pectinida; Pectinidae. The record is from RefSeq and is a predicted model, not a curated record.